CAGUGUGCACGUGCACAGCCUGCUUGAGAGCUGCUCUCACUCUCCUCUUCCCAUCUCUCUGAAUCUACAGACGAAGAAUUGAAGAACCCUAAUUUCCCCAACUUGAGUACCAAUUUCACUUCAUUCAAAGCUUAUAACGGAGACAAAUAGGGUAGUUAAAGUAUUGAAUGGGUGCUGUGGCAGGCCAAUGCCUGCCAUCUCUUGGUCGCGUCAAACUUACGGAUCUCAUAGCCUCGGAAGGUCUUCCUUCUGAUACAUACAAAAUUUCGGUUUCGACAUUGUCCCAGUCUUUAACUCAGUUUUCUGCAGUAAUACUUCAACUCCCAGCUAGUGAUGGAGCCCUUCUAAGAUCUGGUUUGGAAUCUGCUCACUUGUACUUCCAUCAAAAAGCUUCGUAUCCCAAUGCACAUAUGGUACAUAACCAUGACUCCCGAGACUGGUGCAGGACAUCUGGUUACUAUGCAGAACCUCAGCUGUGCCAAGAAACAUAUGAUUUCAGACCAGGUCUCACACCAACAGAGCCUAACAACAACACAAUGGAAUACCCUCCGGCUGGUUUGCCAGAUAUGUUUCCAUUGCUUGCAAGAGUUGCUAGAGAUGUUUUGGAUGCCAUUACCUUUUCAUUGAACUUGCGUAGCUCUGCAUUCAACGGCAUACUCGAUAAUGUUCCACUGAGAAAUAGGGAAAUUUCAUCAUCGGUGUUAUCUGUUUGCUGUCACUCAAGCAGGCAAGCAUUUCAAGGACAACAACAUGGUUUGACAACUCAAGAUGAUGGUCAGUUGGUAAUGUUUUCUGAUCAUGAGCAUCAGGUCGAUAAAGGUUUAAUAACUCUUGUUAAGUCAGAUAAACCAGGUUUACAUAUAAGGGACUUUCAUGGCAAUUGGAUGCUUGUGGACGCAGAUCUUGGUCCUCAUGAAGCCAUAGUCUACCCUGGACUCGCGCUGUACUAUGCCACUGCCGGGUAUGUCACUCCUGCGACCCACCGAAUAGAUACAGGUAGCCUGCAUGGCUAUGGACGCUGUUCUCUAGCUUUCAAGCUCAUGCCUAAAUCCAUGGCAAGUCUAAGUGGUUCGGAGAUGAGUGCAGCAGGUCACGGAAUUGAAGCUCAGUUUCAGCUUCCAAUACUUGUGGAUGACUUCAUGCAGAGAACGCACCCAGUUGACCAACUUCAUAACAGGCAAAGCUUCCAAAAUUACAAUUUUCCAGCUGCUCAAGAUGGAUCUCUGAAGUCGUUGGUGAAGAGGAGGAAGCCAAAUACAAGGUGUAAACCACUGCCACCGUCAAAGAGGUUGCGUCUUGAAGCUCAAAGAGUCCUCAAAGAACGAGUUCAGGAAAUAGCAGACAAGAAGGGCAUUAAGCUGAGGUUUUGCAGCUUGAAGGACUGCGAAAGUCACAUACAGAGCCUAGAUAGCCCUUGUGGAAGCAUAAGGAUGGAGAUCGGAUGGCCGCCUGGUGUUCCAUUUGUUCAUCCCCACGAUUUACCAAAUAAGGCAAAGCUUGGUUUCCUUGAAGCGUAUGAACCUGGUUGGACGGCUUCCCAGGAUGUAGAGUCGAGUCUAAUCGAAACCGGACAGGCCAGUCAAUACCCAUCUAAUUGAAUAUAUUGGAUCACCUCGACUUUUGUUAUUUUGGAUCAGCCAGAGUACUUGACAUUUAACUUAUAGUGGUGGGAUUGUAAAUAGAAGCCGCAUUCACAGAGUAAUAAACUGGAGUUCUUCCAUUACCAUGAUUGUAUACGGUAUGUCUCAGAUGUUUGUUUCAUUAUCCUUUGAAGAAAAGCAAUGUUAUAUUUUUAGGAUAGAUCUUACAGAAAGAACUUGAAAGAAUGAUAUAUAUCAUCUUCCUUUUACCAGUUCUUUCUGUUCUUCUACCUGUAUCACUUUACGUAAAUAUCUAUGUCCGUGUACCAUGUCAAACAAUGCAAGAUGUGCACAGAACAAACAAAAAAUGUUACGCCCUUGUUUGGGCAUACUUCACUCUCUAGGUUGUUGUUGUCACUUGUCAGGAUUAAUUAAUAUUUACAGGUUUAGUUUAUAGAUUUAAUACAUAUUAGGCUACAAAACUUGAUUCCUUAUUAA
Messenger RNA from Papaver somniferum (opium poppy), 2078 nucleotides. RefSeq lists its product as uncharacterized. NCBI's taxonomy places the organism in Eukaryota, Viridiplantae, Streptophyta, Magnoliopsida, Ranunculales, Papaveraceae. The record is from RefSeq and is a predicted model, not a curated record. The transcript is spliced from 4 exons. The coding region runs from base 168 to 1598 and encodes 476 amino acids.